Procambarus clarkii (red swamp crayfish) is the source of this 6251-nucleotide messenger RNA. RefSeq names its product smallish. Gene Ontology annotation, biological process: regulation of cell adhesion; regulation of signaling. NCBI's taxonomy places the organism in Eukaryota, Metazoa, Arthropoda, Malacostraca, Decapoda, Cambaridae. The record is from RefSeq and is a predicted model, not a curated record.
CGUCAGUCGGGUCUGGGGGAGGGAGCUGCGCAGGUCGCCUCUUGCGCGCGCGUGUGUAUGUGUGUGUGAAGGAAUGUGAUCCAUCUAGUGCCGUUUGAUAAGUACGCUUUACAGUACACGUCUUGAAAAUCAGGCACGAGGGCAGAGUUUUUACUGGCGUCUGGGUGAUAAGUGUGGGAACGUUGGCCGCGGGUGUCGGCCAUCCUUACUUGUGUGUGUGUGUGUGUGUGCUGGCCCCUCUCAGGUGUGUUGGAAUGCACCAGAUGAGGCAGUGUGUGUGCUGACGGGGUACUGGUGACUCUGGAGGCUUGUGGUCGGGUCCCGGUGGCAUCACGACUCUAGAGACACGGCACAGGAUCACCCUACCAGGUGACAUGUUACUUCAGCUUGAGUGACAGACAGCAGCACUGAGUAUCACUGAAGGACCUCUACUUCGCAAGUGAGCGGGGACCAGCGCCCUCCAGCGCCGGCAGCAGCAGGAGGGGUGCACGCGGUGAGCAUCGCGGGAUGGCCCCCAGCAGUGCUCUCACAACAUUCUGGUAGUUUUUACGUAAUACGCCAAGAUGCCAGGAAAUUUGCGGUUCGGCGGCCAGAGUGGGCACCCGCCCCCCACCCGCGCCAUGUCACUCGACUCCCUGCAUGACAAAAAUGCAUCCUUGGACCUUAAGGUCCGCGAAUACCUACCCUCUCGCAUCACCCGCACCUCCCCCAAGAUUAACGAAGCUGCUAUGCAAUUUGUCAAGACAGGACCAGCUGGUCUCUACAAGUCAGCAACUGAGCAGAUCAAGAAAGCAGAGGCCGUAAAAGCAAUGAGGCAACAUCUGAUUGAUGAAGAAGCAGAUUGGCAGGCGCAGCCCUCCUCCUCCUCCUCCUCAUCCAAGAACCCGUAUGAUGAGGGCUCUGACUGGCAGUCGAACUUGGACAAGUGGAAGAGCUCGCGUCGCAAGCGCAAUGAGGAAGCUUUGGUACGAGCCAUUGAGAUUAAGAAAAACGAACAAGAGGACGAGUUGAUCCGCAUGCGUCGCAAGAGCAAAACCUUUAGUGAAAUCCAGGAGGAUAAGACCAAAAGAGGACGUAGAUAUAACCUUGUUGUCCACAGUGAUGACAAUAACGAUCUCAGUGGCCUUGGGCUAUCAUCUGCCAAGAGCACAAGUUCCCUCAAUGAUGCUCACGAAGAAAAUGACGUUAAAGAUCUUGAUCAAGACAACAAAGAUGCCAAGAGUGAUGCAGGCUUCUGCACAGGCUCGGACACUGGCAGUGACGGGGUGUUUGCUGAAGAUAACAUCAGUGACACAUCCUCAGCUUUGGGUGACAAGAAAGAGGCGCAUGACUCGCUUUUGGAUCCUGGAGUAUCAAAAGAAGAGGAAACUCACCUUAAUGGUCAUGGAUCUAGCCUGAUCACUGAUGUCUUUCACUCCACUGCUGCAACAAUCCACACGGAUGAGUAUACAUAUGACAAGGCUAUUGCAGGUUACAAACAAUAUGCAGAAAACAGUGCCAAGAAAAGAACAAAUAGCAUCACAAGCUUGAAUAGCAAUACAAGUUAUACCAAGGAUGACGAGAGAAAAGAUGAAAUGCCUCGUAUAAAUGGCCGUUCACCAAGUCCAAAUAAAAAUAACAAAGUAGAGGAGAAACUCAACUUCUUUUCCAAGGAGAUGGAAAAGGACUUUAGAACGAGUCCCGAACCUAGAGUUACACGGAGAGAGAAGUCGCCCAAAGUAGAUAUUGGGAAGAGAAGAUCAAUGUUUGAAAUGCGAGAUGCAUCACCUGUUCGAAGUGAGAGGGAACAGAGGCUUGCCAAUAGGAAAUCUCUUGAAAUGUCAAGCUCUUUACGUCACAAAGUAGCAUCAUUUGAAAAUCUUGAAACAGAGAUUCCUAAAGUACGAGGCGUUACUCCAACUCGUGAUACAAACUUGCGUAAUAAAGUUGCAUCAUUUGAAAAUCUUGACACGGAGAGCACAAAGGUGCGUAGUAUGACUCCACAAAGAGAUACAAAAUUCCAUGAAAAGCUAGCCACAUUUGCCACUAAAGAUUACGAGACACAGCCAAUAAGGAAGAAAACUCCAGAAAGAGAUGCUAAUUUCCAUAAAAAACUUGCAUCAUUUACUAGCAUCGAGAAUGGAGAAGAAGAUAAGAUGUGGGAACACAAGACCAUCCCUCAGAGAGACCCAACAUUGAAGAACAAAAUUGCAUCCUAUGAGCAGCUGGAACAACUGGUAGAUUCACGUUCUUCAAAUCCUCGGGAAGACAUGCUCAAGAGCAAAGACCGUUCAGUCAGUUUGGAACAUCUAAAUGAACCACAGGUUAAGGAGGUAAAAAUACGGCCAGCACGUUCAAUGAUGAACAUCACGAGGCGUGUUCCAUCAACUCCUUAUAUGGUGGUGGAUCUUGAGGGUUCUAGGGUGGAAGAAAAAUGUUUAAAGCAAACGCUAACAAAAUCCAUGGUGAGUGAUGAGCCAGAUUCUUCUAAUGCUCGGGAUCCAGCUAAACGCUCUACCAUCUACGAAACUGUUGAGAGGUGCCAAGUGAUUCGCGAUGUUGAGUCUGCUCCUUUGUAUUCUAUAUUCAAGUACCUCAGCCCAGAGGUGAAUGCCCAAGUGUUUGAAAUUGCUUCCAAACUUGAAGAGACUCCUCUCUUAGGCUCUCCCACCCAUAAGGCUCCCACAGACCCCCUGCCUCCUUCCCCAACUCUUGAAGAUGAUUCACUUGAGGGAGCUAAACCCUAUACUGAUGAUGAUAUUAAUGAGGUUAUCAGUGAUUAUGAACCAAUUGGAGGUUCAUAUGAAGAUUCAUCUGGCUGCCCUGAAAAUAUCUACGAAAAUAUUACCGAAGAGCCAAUGUAUGAGAAUAUAUAUGAGAAGGUUGGUGAUGAUGAUCACAGUGAAAGCAAAGAUGCAUUUGAUCAUCAUUACCAAACUCUUGAGGAGGUGAGGGAGGAGGUGAAAGUUAAUAUUGAACAAGGCAAGCCGACACCAUCCCCAGCGAUGACAGCCUCCAUCAGUCCUCUUCUCGACACUCCUGAGGUGCUAGACGUGACGUGGACGGACGGCCCUACCCAGGCAGCCCCACCCUCGGAGCCCCCUCCUCCCCCUCCCCCUGAUGAUGAUUCUGACAUCGAUGCAUCAGAUGAGCCACAAAGUCUUCCAACUGAGGAAGAGGACUGCUUCACUCGGGAGAACUCUACACGUCGUCUCAAAAAGGAACUUUGGAGACGUAGAUCAGACUUCUUGGGUACCUCUUCACAGUACAUUGAAGAAGAAUCAACAGUGAGGCCUCCCCCAGACCUCAGUGAUCUUCUGAGGCAGGAGCGUGAGGCCGAGCGGAGCUUGGUGUCUAGAAAUUCUAUUCAUGAGAUUCUUAAUGAAGCGGAUAUUGCUCGUCGUGAACGUGAAAUAAUUGAAAGUCUCGAGAGAUCAGAGCAAGAAAAACAUCGACAGCAUAACCAGUACAUUUGGGAUGAUGGUUUGGAAGCUAAUGGAAUAACUAAAGAAAAGAAUGAGAUUGACGAGCACAUGCAAUAUCAAGAGGCCAAGAACCUUCAAACAUCCUCUGAAUCGGAUAGAGAACCCGAGGUUUAUAUGAGAGUUCCCGUGGCCUCAACUAACGUCCUUCAGAGCUCUCACUCUGUCUCUAAGACCACAGACCCAGAGCAUUGGCAGAUGAAUUACGAUUCCUUUGACUCCUCUUGUACUGUUCUAAAGUCCAAUAUUAACACUGAAAAAACACAUGAAGUUUUUGAAAAUCAUGUAGUGAAGAACGAUACCAUUGUGGAGGCACCACCUCGGCCACCAUUCAGGACUGACAGCCAGACAUCAGUUGAGACAGUGUGCCAACUCCCCUCUGAACCUGGACAGCAGUACACUGAUCCCUUGGUGGCCCACAGCGGUACUCUCGACUACAAUGAUGUCACUCUAGCAUCAACCAAUUCACAUCCUGAAGAGUAUAAGAAACUAGCUGAACUUGAAGAGGAAAUGAUGCGACAUGACAAGGAUAUGCUUCGUCGUACUGGGCAGCUGGCAGCCGGUCCUGCUGCUGCUUUAGAUUCCCAGCCCUCCCAUAUUCCUCCACCUACUCCUUAUGCCAGUCAUGAAGAACCAUCGCCAUCUUCGUUACACCAACUUCCUCCAAGCAUUGAAAAUAGUGGUUACAAUUUUCAGCAACAGUCUUCAUCUCGCCUUCCCAUUCAAGAGUUUUAUACAGCUCCUGCAUAUGAAUCAGUCUCUCCUGCCAGCAUGGUGCAAAGUGAAGGAUUGGGUACCUUUAGACCGCAGGGACAGAAAACUGCAACUCUUCCAGCUCGAUCUCCUUCACAGUACAGUACACUGGCAUCUCCACAUCCCUUUUCCCGAUCAAAUUCCCAGUCCAGUCUUGAUGCCCCUAAACAUUCACCUUUACAAAUGAUGAGAUCGGUGCCUGUAGCCUCCCCAAGAGAAUCAAUUCCAGAACCUCUUCCCAGAAGAAAGAAGGCACCACCUCCAACUCCUAGCAAAUCUCAUCAAUCAACCAAUGAUAUUAACACUGUUGAACGUCUGGAGGCCAUAAGGGCAAGUCGUAUGCCAACCAGUGUAUCUGUGGCACCUGGGAACGAACAGGUGGAAACCCAUGGACCAUCAGUUUCACCAUCAGGUCAACAAAUGUCAAAGCAGACACUUCUGGCACUUUCAGCAAUUCCCAAGCCUCGCCUCACAGAUAACGAAAGCUGGAUUACUAAAAAGAAAACGGAUGCACAAAAGAGAGAUUACAGCAAACAUUGGCUCCAUCAGGAGGCGGAGCAAAGAAGACUGGAACAACAGGAUCGGAUUUCUCGCCAAAAACUCCCAGCAACUCAGCCACAACUUAAAACUUCGCAAAAUGUGUCACCACCACAGACCUCACAACAUUCACCUCCCACACAAACCAGAAGUUAUCUUCCUACUCAAACAGUGCCCAGUUAUUCCUCUCAGAAUUCAACGCCAUCAUACAGUAGUUAUCCUCAGGCUCUCAAAAAUCCAUCCCCAAGUCAUAGCAGCAAUAACAACAGUAGCAGCAGCAGUAGCAGCAGCAGCAGCAGCUGGAGAAACCAGGCCACAACAUACCAACCUCACAUGCCAUCACCUGCACCAAAUGGUGACAAAGCUCUUCCCGAUUCAAUUAUUCAUAAUUUAACCCAGAGAGUCAAUAUAAAAAACAACAAGAAUACGUACAAUAAUGGGAGAUUGGGAAGUAACUAUAACAACAAUAGUUAUCGGGAUGAAAACUAUCACGACUACAUGAAUGCAGAUGCUCUGAAUGCUUCUCACACACACGCCCCACUUUAUCAGUCUGGCCUGGGGCCUGGCCAGCCAUCCCCACCUACUACUCAGCAACAAGAUGCUAACUCUGCACAGGAUCAGAGACUGCUCAGUGUCUCAGGAAAGAAGAAGUGUUCACAUUGCUCCGAGGAGCUAGGCCGGGGAGCUGCUAUGAUAAUUGAAAGUUUGCGGUUAUUUUAUCAUAUCCCUUGCUUCAAAUGUUGUGUGUGUGGCAUACAAUUAGGGAACGGGUCAGCAGGUGCCGAUGUGCGAGUGCGUAAUCACAAGUUGCACUGCCAUAACUGCUACUCUAAUGAUGAAGGGAUGAAGUUCAGCAAAGUAUAGCAUCGACAAGUCACAAUGAUGAAACGUUUAGUUGUCUCUGGUGCCAAAACCUUGAGGCAUGUCAUGAGGAAUUUACCACAAGAGACAUGUCACAAAGAAUGUGUAAUAUUGUGUAUUUUAUACAGUUUUGUUUUGUGUGUACUUUAACUUAGACUGAAUCAUAGUUGUAGCAACAGCAUACAAAAUAUUUUUUGUUUAUUUUAUUGUUUGCUAAUACAGUACUGUAUGUCGUUUUGUUGAGUCUGGCAGAAUGGUGUAAUCGUUUACUGACGACAGACAAGUGUGGAAGUGUACAAGAAUGGAGGCAAUUUCAUAAUUAUAUGAAGACUUAGUAAGAUCUAGCAGGAAAUAGAUCUUGUCAAAGUUUAAGAAACUUUUUGUUGUUGGUACAUAGCUAUAUGUAGGCAGCUAGAAAUUCUACUUAAUUUAUGUAUAAACAAUUUGCACAAUCAAAUAUAAUAAAUCAUCUAUAAGCUGUACAUUAUAUAUUGUAAAUAAUAGUUUAGUUAUAAAACUAAGUCAUUAUAAGUAGGAUGAUGUAAGGUGAGUUUUUCAUGAUUUAAAUGAAGGGUUCUUUAUAAAUGAAUCUUGUAUAUUGAUUUAAUAUAAUCUUGUAAUUAAAACAAUUACUUCUCA